Camelina sativa (false flax) is the source of this 1222-nucleotide messenger RNA. Lineage: Eukaryota; Viridiplantae; Streptophyta; Magnoliopsida; Brassicales; Brassicaceae. The record is from RefSeq and is a predicted model, not a curated record.
UGAUUGGCUAAAACACUCAACAACAAAACACAAAGAUCUAAGUCAUGGAGGAAGAACUUAAGAGCUUGAUCAAGGUAUUGGUUAUUGCAAUCAUGUCCAUAUCUUAUUGUUACUAUUUACCACCCAAAAUCAAAUCUGGUAUUCCUCGAUUCCUCUCUGUUUUACCCAUCGUUGCUUUGUUUCUUGUUCUUCCUCUGUUUUACUCCUCUGUUCAUUUAUCUUUCAUCACAGCAUUUUCCCUCACAUGGCUCACAAAUUUCAAACUCAUUCUCUUUUCCUUUGAUAAAGGUCCUCUAAUCCCAAUUCCUAAAAAUCUCCUAUGGUUCCUCUUCUUUACUUGCUUCCCAAUCAAAGCCCAACAAAACCCUAAACCUAACACUCAUUUGCCCAAAUUAGUUUUCGCCAUUAAAGUUGCUAUAUUUGGUGUGCUACUACAUUUGUAUGGUUACAAACAAAGUAUGCCUCCCAUUCUGCUGAUGGGUCUCUAUUUUGUACAUCUAUAUCUAGAGAUUGAGAUUAUUUUUACGUUACUCAAAGUUUUUAUCUCUAUAUCUCUCGGGUGUGAGCUCGAGCCACAGUCAAACAAACCAUACUUAGCCACAUCUUUACAAGACUUCUGGGGUCGUAGGUGGAAUAUUAUGGUUCCGGCUAUCCUCCGGCCAGCCGUUUACACACCAAUGCGGCGAGUUUCUGAACGCCGGAUGAGCUCUAGUUGGGCUUUGUUUCCGGGGAUAUUGGCAACGUUCAUCGUCUCCGGUUUGGUUCACGACUUGCUCUUCUUCUAUUUAACUCGUGAGAUGCCUACAGGGAAAGUUACGCUGUUCUUCGUGUUACAAGGCGUUUGCAUUGCGGCGGAAUUGGCUGUGAAAAAGAAGACAACGGUGAUGCAGCGGUGGAGGUUGAGUCCCACGGUUUCACGGAUACUCACGGUAGGGUUUGUAUUUGUGACUGGUUUUUGGUUGAUGACACCUCAGCUUACAAGAAGUGGCGUUAUGGAGAAAUACACCAAUGAAGCUUUGUAUUGUGUUGAUUUCGUUAAGCAUAAGUUACUUUGGCUUGUUGGGGAUAUUUACAACUAGUCUUAAUUAAACACAAGUUAAUCGUUAAAAUAAACACAAUUUAAUCGUUGUUUAGUCUUUUAAGAGUGUUUACAAUCAGCGUUUUGGUUUGUUUUAAUUUGAUUUUUAAAAAGAAAAUAAAAUCAUUGGAAUUUUGUUAUAAA